UCAACAAGAGCUGUCAGUGUCACUGUCAACGCGUUUUGUAAUUUCUUCGAUUUUCAUAUUUCCCAUUUCAUGGGACAGAAAAUUGUUAACUUCAAUAAUUGAGAUAUUUUUGGCCAAGAAAUGGCUACGGCAGUUUUGACUGGCCAUAUGGCCACUAAAAUUUUACCAAUCAAUGGGUCUUUAAGUGUUGUUUAUAUAAAAGCUGCCCAAUACAGCUCUGAUGGUAGGCCAAACUUAGCUGCGUAUAAGCGCGGUACUGGUGGAAGGAGCAGCUUCAAUGGAAUAGUAGCAACAGUGUUUGGUUGCUCGGGAUUCGUUGGGCGGUAUGUGUGCAAUAAACUGGGCAAGAUUGGUACCCAGAUGAUUUUACCAUACAGAUGUGAUUUCUACGAUGUUCAAAGAUUAAAAGUUUGCGGCGACCUGGGUCAAGUUUUGUUCACCCCUUUUGAUCUCCGUGAUGAGGAGUCCAUUGCCAAAGCUGUCCGUUACUCCAAUGUUGUCAUAAACCUUAUUGGACGUGACUAUGAGACCAAGAACUUCAAGUACAUGGAUGUCCACGUGGAUGGAGCAAGACGUCUUGCAAGAAUUUGCCGUGAAAUGGGAGUAGAGAGAUUCGUCCACCUCUCUUACCUUAAUUCUGAGGAACACCCUAAGCCAUUAGUCAUGAAGACACCAUCAAUGUACAAAAUCAGCAAAUAUUUGGGAGAGCUUGCUGUCAAAGAAGAGUUUCCAACUGCUACCAUUCUCAAAGCUUCUGAUAUCUAUGGCUCUGAGGACAGAUUUUUAAGGGCUUUUGCUAGUGUCCUGCGUAUCCAGGGUAACCACAUGCCGCUGUACAAGAAUGGUCUAGCUACUGUAAAGCAGCCUGUAUUUGUAUCAGAUGUAGCUCAGGGCAUUGUGAACGCUAUUCGUGACCCUGAAACAAAAUGUCAAGUUUAUCAAGCGGUUGGUCCCAAACGAUACCUGUUGGCUGAUUUAGUGGACUGGUUCUAUAAACUGAUGCGAAAAGAUGAGAAAUGGGGCUAUGCUCGAUACGACAUGAAGUACGAUCCGCUAUUUCCAUUGAAGGUGACAAUGUUAAACAAGCUCUCGCCCGCUUAUCCUUUCGGAAAUCUGCACUGGGAAGGCCUAGAGAAGGAAGCUACCACGGAUGUUUUAGUGAGCGGAGUACCAACCUUGGAAGAUUUAGGUGUUACCCUAACGCAAAUGGAGGACCAAGUGCCAUGGGAGCUUAAACCGUACCGCGCGUAUCAAUACUACAUGGAUCAACUUGGAGAAUUCCCCAAACCCGACCCACCGAAGGUGCAGCCAUUAACAAUCUAAAACUUGAAUGCUAUGUUAAAUCAAUCAAACAAUUGUAGUAAAUGUUUUGAAUAAAGUUAUAGGAAACGAGUUA
Molecule: messenger RNA, 1396 nt
Organism: Manduca sexta (tobacco hornworm)
Lineage: Eukaryota; Metazoa; Arthropoda; Insecta; Lepidoptera; Sphingidae
Gene: ND-39
Product: NADH dehydrogenase [ubiquinone] 1 alpha subcomplex subunit 9, mitochondrial
Cellular component (GO): mitochondrion
Molecular function (GO): protein-containing complex binding
Source: RefSeq, a predicted model, not a curated record